Molecule: messenger RNA, 798 nt
Organism: Fibroporia radiculosa
Lineage: Eukaryota; Fungi; Basidiomycota; Agaricomycetes; Polyporales; Fibroporiaceae
Exons: 6
Coding region: 1-798 (265 amino acids)
Biological process (GO): peroxisome fission; regulation of peroxisome size
Cellular component (GO): peroxisomal membrane
Source: RefSeq, a predicted model, not a curated record
AUGUCCAGCGUCGCGUCGCAAGUUAUCCUCCACCCCAUCGUUUCGCAAUCUCUCAAGGUCCUUGGCACCAACCUUGGGCGAGACAAGCUCUACCGCGCCAUACAAUACUUUUCGCGCUUCCUGUCGUGGUAUCUACUCGUCAAAGGGUAUAAAAUUGAAGCUGCACGAUGGAAUGCACUCAAGAAUCAUCUUGCAUUGGGAAGAAAGCUUAUGCGACUUGGAAAGCCCGUUGAGCACUUGCAGGCCGCUUUGCGUGCCUCCCAGUCCACCGGUGAGAUAGCAGAGCAAAUCACGACCAUCUGCCGUCAGGUUGGCUAUUUUGGAUAUCUCACUUACGACGCUCUGGUUUGGGCUAACACUGUCAAGUUCUUCAACCUCAAGCCCUCUACUGCACAGAAGGUUGGGAAGAAUGCCAAUAGGUUUUGGCUAGCGGGGAUUCUCUUCAGCAUUGCGCAUGGUCUGUUCAAAGCGGGGAGGAUAGCAAACGAGGUUAGCAAGCUGCGCAGUGGACACCUCACUGACAAAGGCGAAAAUGUCGACCGCGAGGUCAAACGAAACGCGCUUCGAGUUGCCCGAGAGGCGACCCGACAGCAAUUCACCAUCGAUAUUCUAGACUUAUGGAUUCCGGCAAGUAAUCUGGGCCUGACUAACUUGAACGACGGUGUACUUGGUAUAUUCGGGUUAGUGUCUUCCGUAUCUGGACCGUCGACCGAAAAACUGAGCGAGCGUUAUGUUUCUAGCCUCAUAACCUCCCUCAUUGCCUUUCGACAACAGUGGAUUGCGGUGACCAGCAAGUAG